Hypomesus transpacificus is the source of this 1492-nucleotide messenger RNA. RefSeq names its product derlin 1 (gene derl1). The transcript has 8 exons. The record is from RefSeq and is a predicted model, not a curated record. Bases 226 to 1026 code for a protein of 266 amino acids. Lineage: Eukaryota; Metazoa; Chordata; Actinopteri; Osmeriformes; Osmeridae. Gene Ontology annotation, molecular function: misfolded protein binding; ubiquitin-specific protease binding. Gene Ontology annotation, biological process: endoplasmic reticulum unfolded protein response. Gene Ontology annotation, cellular component: endoplasmic reticulum membrane; Hrd1p ubiquitin ligase ERAD-L complex.
CGUGGAUGCCUAUGGGUGGAUGAUGUGCAAAUUUGACAGGAAGUAAGCAAAGCAAGAGCUAGCAAUGAGCAGCCACGUCAUGUAACCUUAACUAAGGAAGAAAACGCGUAAGCAGAGUGUAGAUAUCAAAACCAACUAUUCAUAAACUGACCUAUUCGGAGUAUUUUCUUUUUUUGGAGGACCUUCAUUCGGCUGUGUUUAUUUUUGCCGAUAUCAUAUGGAAAGAUGUCUGACAUCGGGGACUGGUUCAAAAGCAUACCGUUCAUCACCCGGUAUUGGUUUGCUGGUUCAAUUGCUGUUCCCUUGAUAGGGAAAUUGGGAUUGAUCAGUCCUAAGUACCUUGUUUUAUGGCCUGAGUAUUUCUUUCACAAGUUUCAGAUAUGGAGACCGUUGUCCUCGACACUCUACUUCCCUGUGGGUCCAGGGACUGGCUUUCUCUACCUGGUCAAUCUGUACUUCCUCUACCAGUACUCCACUAGACUAGAGACAGGUGCGUUCGACGGGCGACCAGCUGACUAUGUGUUCAUGCUGCUCUUCAAUUGGAUCUGCAUUGUUAUAACUGGCUUAAUGAUGGACAUGCAGCUCCUGAUGAUCCCGCUGAUCAUGUCUGUGUUGUACGUGUGGGCCCAACUCAACAGAGACAUGGUCGUGUCCUUCUGGUUUGGUACACGCUUCAAGGCAUGUUAUCUACCUUGGGUUAUACUGGGCUUUAACUACAUAAUCGGUGGCUCGGUUGUCAAUGAGUUGAUCGGGAACCUGGUGGGCCAUCUCUACUUCUUCCUCAUGUUCAAAUACCCAAUGGAUCUAGGAGGCCGGUCUUUACUGUCCACACCAGAAUUCCUGUACCGCUUCCUCCCCAACAGGAGAGGGGGGGUGUCAGGAUUUGGAGCCCCUCCAAGCAGGAGACCUGCUGCCCAGGAGCAACAGGGGGGUGGGGCUGAGGGUGGUGGUGGUGGUGGUGGCGGCGGCGGUGGCGGAAGAGGCCGUCACAACUGGGGCCAUGGCUUCCGCCUUGGGGAUGACUGAACGGGCAGAGGCGAGUCUCUGGGGCUGUCACCCAACUCUGCAGGUAACAGGACAAAGAGACUGUUGACGCCCAAGUUCUCCUUCCAGAAGACCACUGCUGCGGACCUCCAGAUGAUGCAUAAACAGAAACAUGGAUUUUAUACUCUGGUCUCUCCUCCCCCCUCCUCUUUUCUCCCCCAUCCUUUGGACUGGUUCAGAAAUGAUGUUGCAGCUGCACACAAACCAGCAUGUUGUUAUUUUGUUCCUGCGCUCUCACAAGAUGCCAUAUCAGAUUGCACUGUAAUUAACCAGUUGCUCUGUGUGUGUGUGUGUAUGUGCAGCCACAUUCAGCCUUUAUAGAAGAUUGCAUUGUUUGUUGGGGCAUAAGGAGAGCCUAUACGCCCAUCCCUCCUCCACUUCUGCGUUCACACUCUCACACGUUCUUCUCUGUAUAAAAAGGCUCAUAUAAACUCCAUUCAUAACCGGU